GUCAAAAUUGUCAAAUUUCUCUUAAAUCGCCUAAAAUCGCUUUAAAUCCCCUAAAAUCGCUUAAAAUCAUGGGCGUACUGGGCGGGGAGUGGGUGAGUGGGUCGGGGUACCGUCCCCCCCCCCCCGCACCAGUUGCUGGCUGGGCGGUCGCUCCCUGGCUUUGUUGGGCAAACAAAGCCAGCCGGGCAAUAUUCGCUCAAAUUCUGUCAAUUUUGUGGGAAAUUCUGUCAAUUAUGUGGGAAAUAUGCUAUCUAAUAGGAAUUUUUUGUAAUCACUUCUCCCCCCCCGUUGACAACAAUUUUGGAUAGUUUCUCCGCCAAAUUUUUUUUGACAACGUGUGCAUAAUCCAAAAAAGUCCGGCAAAUUUCUUUCCAACCCCCUAAUUUUUUCCUUCCCGUACGCCCAUGCUUAAAAUCGCAUUAACUCGCCAACAUGCAUUCUGUUUGAUACAUUCAGUCAAUGAUGUCCUCAAGUUUAUCAAUUGCUGCUAUUUUGCUGGCAAAUCAUGUAUAAUCCAGGUGUUUUGCAAUCAAAAGUAAUGCAACAUGGAUAAAUCAAAUAAGUGGAUUAAGCUGACAAUAUUUAGUCACUCAAUAGGCUCCGGUCGUUAAUAAAAACAGAGCCUUUUUCUGCUUUAUGCAGACUUUACAAUAAUUAGGCAAUUCUGGGAUAUGAAAGACCCAUACAUUCCAUUACACUACCAGUUACUGGUUAAUUUCAUUAUUGGUGUAAAAUGUGGAGGCUGGGCUACAAUUUAUAUGGACUAUGGUGGCUGGGCUACAAAUUAAUCUAUAAUAUACAUGGCUUCUCAAAGCCUAAUUGCUGUUAGAACAACAGUAGGAGACUAUGAUAAUGAGAGUCAAUGAGUUUGAGAGUCAAUGAGUUUGCAAGUUUUGCAACUCUCAUCUAUUAAAUUUUCCAGACCUGUAUAUAAAAUAAACAGUAAAACAAUGAUUACAUCGUACAUACCAUACAAUCUUUGUUGUUGCUUGUUUGCAGAACACUUGACAAGUUAUCAGGUAAAAGACUUAAAACCACGAUGUAGUGCGCGGUGUGCCAUUUGUUUAAUAUCAUUUUGUUUAGUAUUUUUUUAAAAUAAUUUAGAAUUCCGACCAUUUAUAUGCUAUGUACUUCAUGUAAAUUAAACUUUACGGCAUUACGCCGACAGUUUCCGAAUGCGUAACAAUACUGUUUCAAACUGUUUCUGGAUAUAGAUAUCAAACAUAAUUUUAUAAAACAUGCUUGUUGAAACAGUUUAAAUAAAAUGCAAGCUAAAUAAAGAAGUGUUGACAAGAUACAAAACAAGACAAUUUCACUUACAAGGGUGACAAGGUAAUUUAUAGGAAUAUAGCUUUAAUAUUGUAACUGUAUAAAUACAUUGUGCGUUUCUACUCCCUGUGGGCUGUGGUUCUUUUGGAAAUCAAAUAUCUAUUAUAUUUUGCAAUUAAUAAUAUUAAAGUUUAGCCUAAGACAUGUGUAGUUUAGUUAUAGGUUGGCAUUUUGCAAUUAUGUACCGUACAUGCCCCUUAACUGCCUUAAGUAGAGUAUAUUUAUUAACUGUUUACAAUAUUUGUGGUAUAUAAUGUAGCCAUGAAUGACCACAUGACCCCACAGGAUGAACUACAAUGGCUUCUAAAUAAGACAUUGGAUGAAAAGUUCACAAAUAUUGAGCUUUAUAUUUGAUUCGGGUUAAAUACAAUAAUUAUUAACCUAGCUUUAUAUAAAAUGUACAUACAUGUUCUAAUAAUUGUAUUUUGCUUCAUACAAUGCAUAUGUGUGUGAAAACAUUACAUUAUUCAGCUCACUCCCCUUUGGGGCUUUUCAGUCACCGCUUACAUCAAGUAUUAGGAUUACUUAUGUUAGUGUAGACUAUUUAUCUUCAUAACAAUGAGAAUAUGAUAUCACUUUUCUAACUGUGUUUAUUCUAACCCACCCUGCCAUAUUUUGCCUUGUGGGAAGAAACCAGAGCAAAAUAUAAAAUUCAAUUACCUUGAAAACACCUAAAUUGCAAUCCCUAAAAUUUAGAAUUUUCUCCUAAAUCGCCUUAAAUCGCCUAAAAUCGCAUUAUAUCGCAGUGCUUGAAAAUCCCAGUUUUUCCUUAAAUCGCCUAAAAUCGCCCAAAAUCGCAUUAUAUCACAGCGAUUUAGGGCGAUUUACCGCCCCAGAGUAGGCCUUAGGACCAAAGUUGGCUGUACUCUGGACAAAAUCUGCGUUUUAACGACCCACAUUAACGUUGUUGUCUUAUGUGUCGGCAAGUCCAACGCGUUUUUCGCGUGAUGAAUUCGCGCACGCCAUGAUCAUCAGUAGGACCGUGAAACAAAAUAUUAUGAAAUACAAAUAUUCAUACAAUGACUAACAAAUCAUUUGUAACUAGUAAGUACUGCAUUCAAAUAAUAUGCGACGAAUAGAGAGAAUAAUAUAUACAGAAGUACGAUAUGAUAAGAACAUAUGUUCGAUUAUAUGUUGAGUAUAAUAUUCGACACAAGUCUGAGUCAGUUAUAUGAAAGGAUAUUAUAUUCCAACAACAAUAUUUAUUGCGCCCUUAAGAGCUUUAAGAGAAAUAUGUCACUCUUAAGAAUCACCACCCCAAAAAGUUUGAACCAUCCAUACGCUGGGUACUUAUUUGUAUUUCAAAUAUUUUUCUGUGCGUGGGAAACUAAAGAGGAAUCACAAAUCGAUGUUGAAUAACUCAGACCGUAAAAACCCGCAAUAGUGUGUUUUCACAUGACGUCACGGCAUACAUUAAUUUUAUACGCCGCCAUGUUGGUGGAGUAAAGUCCGAAGAUGGCGGCCAGCGAUGCGGAACUAAACGUAAACAGCGAGUCAGAAAAAGUAAUUAUUCAUGAGAUUCCUUUGUCUGAAUAUGCAAAAUCUCUCGAAAGUCUUGUUAGGAAGCGUUAUAUUGAGAAAAUAUCGGUUAUUGGAAUGGAUCCUCUAUUUAUUCCAGAGGAAAAGUUGAGUACCGAAUGCCUUCCUCCUGUAGAAGCAGCCGAUCUUGUAUCGUAUCUUGUUUUGGAAACGAGCUUUUACACGAAAGAUCAAUUCAACAAUUUUAGAAGCUUACAUGCAUACAACCAAAUGGUAUCCGGCUUUGUAACAAGUACUUUAGGUCAGAUGUUUUCUGAUAAAUACGUGGCUGUUGGCAAAGUUCGACACUCACAACGAAUGAAUGAUCCGCCUGUUCAGCUGUCGAUAAUUACAACAAAUGAUGGAACGAUUCUAUCUGCGCAUUGUGAUGGAUGUAUGGCGGGUUUAGGAGAAUGCUGUUCGCAUAUUGCUAGCAUUCUUUUUUACUUAGAAGUCUCGACAAGAUUAAACGAAAAGCUCACAUGUACCCAAGUUAAAUGUUCCUGGAUUUUGCCAACAGCUGUGAAGAAUGUCGAUUAUCUAAGAAUAAAGGACAUACAUUUGACCUCAGCAAAGAGAAUGAAGUGUGACCUCGACAAGACUGCAUGUCAAUUCUUUGGAUCCUGCUGCAUGUACAACUACUGAAACUUCGAAAGUAACUUUGGAGUCUAGCAGUGUUUCUACAAAGGCACACAAGCCAAAGGCCCCUCUCAGUAAACCAUCUGCAAAGGAACUUGAUGCAUUUUACAAAUCGCUCAGUGAGUGUAAAAUUAAGCCUGUUUGCCAUUCCACCUUGCUUGCCUCUGUGUAGUGUAUCUAAGACAUGGCUAUGUCCACAUUGCAGGAAGCUACCAAAGUUUGGCCGUGGUAAGGAAGGGGUGAAAAAGAAUGGGAUCAAGAAGAAUGAUGUAAGUGCAAGUUUCUUCGAAGAAGCUUCUUCUAUGGAAACUAUUUGCUUGUGCAAGAAAAAGGUUAAUUCUGGGCACAAGUUACUGAAUACAUAAAUCUUCGUGGACAUGUAAUCAAUGCAAAUUGGACAAUAUUUGUGCAACAAAGUAUACCAAACCUCAACUAUUUUCAUCUCCUCAGAGUUCU
Messenger RNA from Paramuricea clavata, 3942 nucleotides. Lineage: Eukaryota; Metazoa; Cnidaria; Anthozoa; Malacalcyonacea; Plexauridae. The record is from the annotation of a GenBank genome assembly.